AGAUGGGGCUCCUGGCAGCACUGGUCGCUCUGCUCUGCAUCUACACCGCAGCGCGUGGAGUGGAGGGAUGCAGCAGUUUUAGACACCUGGAGAAUGGGCUGACGUUUUUCCGUUACGGAGGACUGCUGGUGAUCUUUCGCUGUCGCCCUGGCUACAAGCUCCAUGGAUACAAAACCAACAGCUGUGUGUCUGGGAUCUGGUCCAGGGACACCCCGGUGUGUGUCGGCUCCGGCUGCACUAACCCAGGGCCCCAGGCACACGGGAUAAGCAGCAUGAAUGAGGAUGGCUCCUGGACGGUGUUCAGCUGUCAUAGUGGCUUUCGACUACAGGGGCCCUCUAUGUUAUACUGUAAGGGCCACAUCUGGAAUAGCACAAAGCCGGUAUGCAAAGAGUUAGACUUGAUGGGCUUGUCUUCAGGUGUCAGUGUGCAAAAACCAAACACACUGCGGAACCUGCAGGCUGCCGUAGUUCUGAAGACUCAACAACAAUCCCACUACGACACCCUCGCUAAUACUGCCUCCAAAGAAUCAAACCUAAAAUUAAGUUUGUCUCACGCUCCGCCUCAAAGGUCCAGCAUGCCCAGCAGUGAAACAGAGUUCUCAUCCAGAGAACCUGUCACAUACUGGGAUGAUGUGUCUCCCUCUGAAGUUGUAACAAGCUCCUUACAAACUGAUAAAGACCAGCAGGUUGAAACUAGUUUCCAGUAUCCUCCUUCGUCUCAGCCUUCUGGAGGAAAGGUGGAUCCCACAGAGACUUUACCAACUGUAUCUGUUCAUUUAACAUCUACCAGAGCUUCAUCGCCUUCCCCUUCCUUAUCACCCUUUCAUCUCAACCCCACCCAGUCCAAUAUUAAAACUUAUGUUUCUUCAAACACUUCCAGCCCCACUGAGUCCAGAUCUAAUGGUUCUGAAUACCACAACACCACCUCUACACCCCCUCCGCUGUCUCUGACUCUCAGCAGACAACCUGUGUGCACGCACCCACCUGUGCCCGCUCAUGGGACCUUCUAUUUACAUAAUGCGGAGAAUCCAGGUCCCACAGAAUACAAACAGUACAUCCAGUAUGCCUGCUAUCCUGGUUAUACGCUGGCUCAUGGAGACAUACACAGCUACUGCCAGCGGGGGGGCGUCUGGAGCGGCACCACACCUGUUUGUCUGGAGCUGACACCAUGUUCAGUAAACAACGGAGGCUGUUCGCAGCUGUGCUCUCUCUCCCAGCACCUCAACCAGAGCUUCAACCAGACCCACACCAUAACUCAGUGCCACUGCAAAGCAGGAUUCACUCUGGUGGAGGACGGGAGAACAUGUCGAGAUUUAGAUGAGUGUGUGGAGGGGCAGUACCGGUGUCGGCAGAGAUGCAUCAACACAUUUGGAUCCUUUAAGUGCAGCUGUGAUGACGGUUAUCAAUCAGCUGAUGACCAGACCUCCUGCACGGAUGUGGAUGAGUGCAUGCUGCCUGCAGCUGUAACUGGCUGUGUGUUUGGUUGUGUUAACACUCCCGGGAGCUUCCACUGCCAGUGUCCCUCUGGAUACAGCCUGCAGACUGCCCACAGCCACUGCCAAGAUAUUGAUGAGUGUGCUGAUAAUCAGGGGCUCGAGCCGUGCACGGAGCAGUGUCACAAUACCCCAGGAUCAUACCGAUGUUCCUGCUUGUACGGGCACAUCUUAGCCGGAGACGGACACAGCUGCAUCCCUGAGUGUCCAUCUGGAUACAGGAAGCAACCGACAACAUCUGAUAACCAAACUACAAAAGCUCUUAGGGAGGAGUGUGUAGAUGUGAAUGAGUGCCAGGAGGAAAUGUGUGAGUGGCAGUGCAUUAACCUGCCAGGCUCUCACCGCUGCAUCUGCCCCCGAGGAUACACACUGCACCAAGAUGGGCGGCGCUGCAAAGACAUUAAUGAGUGCAGUCGGAAAAAUGGAGGCUGUUCUCACCUGUGUGUGAACCAGAAAGGUGUCUAUAAAUGUGCCUGCCCCGCCACCCACCGCCUCUCCCCCUACAGCUGGAAGAAAUGUGUACCAAGGACGACAGCAAACAGUGCAGGCUGAGCAGGAGGCUAUACUGUUUCUUGUCCAUCUUUAUAUCUUCCAAUGUGAAGACACACAUAAAUAAGUAUCACUACUAUUUUUACUGACGGUGUACAUCAUCCUCUAACUGGGUUUUAUGGUCUUCACAGCCCAAAAACCAAGUGAAUGGUUAAAUAAUAAACAAUAACAUGAGUUGUUUUAUCUAUUUAU
Molecule: messenger RNA, 2234 nt
Organism: Notothenia coriiceps (black rockcod)
Lineage: Eukaryota; Metazoa; Chordata; Actinopteri; Perciformes; Nototheniidae
Product: fibrillin-1
Exons: 11
Coding region: 3-2045 (680 amino acids)
Molecular function (GO): calcium ion binding
Source: RefSeq, a predicted model, not a curated record